This is a messenger RNA of Onychostoma macrolepis, 2235 nucleotides long. RefSeq names its product glycosyltransferase-like domain containing 1 (gene qtman). The coding region runs from base 161 to 1519 and encodes 452 amino acids. NCBI's taxonomy places the organism in Eukaryota, Metazoa, Chordata, Actinopteri, Cypriniformes, Cyprinidae. The transcript is spliced from 11 exons. Gene Ontology annotation, molecular function: glycosyltransferase activity. The record is from RefSeq and is a predicted model, not a curated record.
AAAAAAAAAAAAAAAAACCUACGAAGUGUGAAGAAUGAGCACAUCAUGAUGCCUGCAAAAGUCUUCACGGUACAGCGCUGGAGAGCGUGCUCACGCAUAGUGACGUCAUGACGUAAACACACGCCGUCUUUCAGGAAGAGGUUUGGUUGGGCCUGUAUCCAUGACUGUGCUCUUGCUGGAGGCGUUCUAUGGUGGCUCCCACAAACAGCUGGUUGAUCUUCUCAAGGAAAGUGUUGAAGACUGUGUAAGCUUCACUCUGCCUGCAAAGAAAUGGCACUGGAGGGCCAGAACUUCUGCUCUGUACUUCAUGCAAGCAGUUCCAGCAAGUUCCUUGUACAGGGUUUUGUUCACCAGCUCCGUACUCAAUCUUGCUGAACUUGUAGCCCUGCGGCCUGAUCUCGCCCAUCUUAAGAAGGUCCUCUACUUCCAUGAGAACCAGUUGGUCUAUCCAGUUCGCAAGAGCCAAGAAAGAGACUUCCAAUAUGGCUACAACCAGAUCCUCUCAUGCCUGGUUGCGGAUGUGGUGGCGUUCAACUCUGCAUUCAACAUGGAGUCUUUCCUCUCCUCCAUCUCUACCUUCUUGAAGACCAUGCCUGACCAUCGACCCAAAGAUCUGGACCGACUCAUCCGGCCCAAGUGCCUUGUCCUUCACUUCCCGAUUCGCUUUCCCGAUGUCACAAGAUUCCUUCCUGCACACAAACGUCUCAGGCAUUCAGUGCGGUGUGAUGAUAUCCACGCUCCGGCUACUCAAAGCCACGUUCAAACAUCAGCUCCAAGUUGUCCAGUGCUCACAAUAGACUCGGAGCCACCUGAGAAGAUUCUCGAUGUGGCAGGACCGCAGCAGUCCCUGGAGCCUGUGAGUGUCACGCCAUGUCAGGAGACAGUGUCUCGUCCGUGUGGCGAUGAGAGAGGGAAUCUUCAGCCACUCCACAUAGUCUGGCCACAUCGCUGGGAACAUGACAAAGACCCACAGCUGUUCUUCCAGACCUUACUGAAACUCAAAGAACGACAGCUGAGCUUUGAAGUUUCUGUCCUGGGAGAGACCUUCGCUGACGUUCCAGACAUCUUUUCAGAAGCCAAAGAACAGUUGGUUGACCACAUCCAGCACUGGGGUUUCAUGCCCAGUAAGGAAGAUUACCUCAAAGCGCUGUGCCAAGCAGAUGUCGUCGUUUCCACGGCCAAGCACGAGUUUUUCGGAGUAGCAAUGUUAGAAGCGGUCCAUUGUGGUUGUUACCCUCUGUGUCCAAAGGCUUUGGUCUAUCCUGAAAUAUUCCCUGCAACAUAUCUGUAUUCAACACCUGAACAGCUGUGUAAAAGACUACAAGACUUCUGCAAGCGUCCGCAAUUAGUCAGACACCAUGUUACUCAGGUGAACCUCCACACUUUCUCCUGGGACACUCUGGGGGACAGUUUCAGAUCUCUCCUGGGGGCCGACAGUGACAGGAUGUUAACAGAGGAGCACAUGUCAAGACGUGACCCCAAGAAAUACAUUACGAUUUCAACUCCAGCCUCAUUGUGAAAGAGAGUUUAUGACCUGGAAAAUCCUCUCUACCUCUCCGCUAUUAUUUAAGAAAAACAUGUAUAUGUGAUUUUAAUGUCCUCAUGCCGGAAAAAAAGCAACUUUAUAUUUGUGGUUAAUGGAAAAAAAGAACAAAGUAAAAAUAAACAAUCAAAAAACCUGAAACCGCUUUCGUGUUGCGCCUAGGCGGGCCCACCUCAUAUUUCGGUUCAUAUCCAUUUUUAUCCUUUGUGCCGGAGGACUCCAGCCUGGAAUUCUGGAGUCUUCGGUUCCCACUCCGACAGAGCGGCAGCCAAGUUGUGGCUUGAAACGUUGUGGGCUCUCGCUCCACCUGAGGUUGCCAGGUUGUGACAAAGUCCCCCGAGGCUCAGUAAAGGUUGAUGCAAGGCUUCCCCAGGACUGUGGUUGAAUCUAAAUAUGGUUCUUUUAUUUUCCUUCGGAGAUCUGGCUGUACGUUGCAGCUGGGAACCCGCUGCAUAAUUAAGGGGGCAUGGUAACUAGCUAUUUAUAUGUUUUUGCAAAAUGUAAAAUCUGGGCAAACUAACAAUGGCCUGUCAUAUUUUCCAUAAAGAUGUAAGUGUCUGCUUUCACAUCACAGCAAUGCCACAAUCACACGGCCCACUUCAGGCCUGCCAACAUAUGUGUUAUUAAAAGAGAUCUGACUUUUACUGCAAGAGUUAUUGAAGGAUUCCUCCUUUAUUAUCAGACAUUCGCUC